AUGAGGAUAGAUGAGGAAGGAGCAUUUGUUGGACUGGUGGGCGGCUCACCCACUAGGACACAGCCACAUGCCAGGAAGAAUAGUCCAUCUGCGCCUCUAGACAGCAGAGACGCCAGAUUUGUAACAGAGCUGGUCUUUGGUGUGACUCGAUGGAGAAGGAGGUUGGAUUGGCUGAUCAGCCAGCUCAGACCAACAGGAGGGGCCCUGGAUCCACAGCUCCUGCAGAUACUCAGGCUGGGCAUCUUUGAGCUCCUCGAGCUUAGAAAGCCGGACUGGGCAAUCAAUAGCCAUGUCGACCUGGCAAAGGAACUAGUACGACCUGAGGCUGCUCGUCUUGUGAAUGGGGUCUUGAGAAACUUGACGCGCAUGCGCACCGCAAAUGCGAUUCCUAAGCCCAAGCUCGAGCCGGGGUUCAGUCAGAGUCAGCGGGCAGAUGUCUUUGGCAUCGCUGCCAGUCACCCCUCCUGGCUCGUUGAGCGCUGGAUGCAGCGCUUUGGGGAGGCAGAGACUCUCAAGCUGCUGGCGAGCAACAACAGGCGGCCAGUGUACAGUCUCCGUGUCAACACCAUGAAGGUGGACAUUGGCGUUCUGGAACAAGAGCUGCAGGAAGGUGGUGUAGAUGUGGAGCGAUCGCCCUAUUUGCCAGAGGAGUACUUGCGGGUGAACAGCGGGCUUCAGGAGGUCCUGGGGCAAGGACUGCUCAAGGAUGGGCUAUGCCAGGUGCAGGAUGAGUCAGCGGGCAUGGUGGUGUCGCUGCUGGAUCCUCAGCCGGGCGAGCACGUGCUGGACGCGUGCGCUGCUCCUGGCGGCAAAGCGCUAUUCGCGGCCGCCAGGAUGCUGGGCAAGGGGCAGCUGGUGGCCAACGACGCUAACGCACGGCGGCUGCGGGGGCUGCCUGGCACUGCCGCGCGGCAGGGGUUGCCUGCCGGCUUCCUGACGGUGGGAUCGGCAGAUCUACGGGAGCAGUCCGGGCAACGCCACGUGCCCUUUGACCGCGUCCUGCUUGACGCGCCCUGCUCUGGGCUGGGCGUGCUUGCCAAGCGCGCCGACCUGCGCUGGCGCCGACAGCCGGCCGACAUCCAGAGCAAUGCGCUGCUGCAGGAUGAACUAUUGGACGCGGCUGCGCAGCUUGUGAGGCCUGGCGGCCUGUUGGUCUACAGCACGUGCAGCAUCGAGCCAGAGGAGAAUGACUUGCGCGUCGAUGCGUUCCUUUCAAGGCAUCCUGACUUCACUGCGGAGCCAGCCCCACCAGGUCUUCUGCCAGACAGCGUCCUUGAUGACAAUGGCUUCAUGGCCACUUUCCCACAUGUGCAUGGCAUUGAUGGGGCUUUUGGUGCACGCUUACGGCGCAGGCAAUGA
This is a messenger RNA of Coccomyxa subellipsoidea C-169, 1359 nucleotides long. RefSeq names its product S-adenosyl-L-methionine-dependent methyltransferase. Gene Ontology annotation, biological process: RNA methylation; rRNA processing; regulation of DNA-templated transcription. The record is from RefSeq and is a predicted model, not a curated record. Lineage: Eukaryota; Viridiplantae; Chlorophyta; Trebouxiophyceae; Coccomyxaceae. The transcript has 8 exons. Bases 1 to 1359 code for a protein of 452 amino acids. Gene Ontology annotation, molecular function: RNA binding; rRNA methyltransferase activity.